Hypanus sabinus (Atlantic stingray) is the source of this 4499-nucleotide messenger RNA. RefSeq names its product zinc finger protein 208-like. Bases 458 to 3841 code for a protein of 1127 amino acids. Lineage: Eukaryota; Metazoa; Chordata; Chondrichthyes; Myliobatiformes; Dasyatidae. Gene Ontology annotation, molecular function: DNA-binding transcription factor activity, RNA polymerase II-specific; RNA polymerase II cis-regulatory region sequence-specific DNA binding. The transcript has 4 exons. Gene Ontology annotation, biological process: regulation of DNA-templated transcription. The record is from RefSeq and is a predicted model, not a curated record.
CGAGUAUCACGCAUGCGCGCAGCACACGAGGCCUUGAAAAUGUCGGUUGCAGGUUAAAAACGAGAAGGAAUUUGUCGCCGGGGAUCUCAAACAGAAAACGCCAGUUUUGCUGUCUCUGUCUGGAUAUUUAAGAAGUGGAGCGAGGGAUUCAAUCGACUAUCCUUCCUGCUCAGACUGUGGAGAGGGAUUCAAUUGAUCAUUUGACCAAAUAGCAAGCCAGUCAUCUUACACAGGAGAAAGGCUGUUCACCUUCUCAGACAGUGGGAAUAGAUUCACUCAAUUAUCACAAUUGAAGGUACAUCAGCAAGUUCACACUGGGCAAGGCCAUUCAUCUGUUCUGUGUGUGAGAAAGGAUUCAGUUGGACCUGAGGACACACCAGUCAGUUCACACCACACCUGGUAGAGGCUGGUGAUCUGCUGAAUUUCUGGGAAAAGAUUCACUCAGUCAUUUGACCUUAUGGCUCACCAGCGAGUUCACACUGGGGAGAAGCCAUUCACCUGUUCAGUCUGUGGAAAGGGAUUCACUCAGUCAUCCAACCUACGGAGUCCCCAGCGAGUUCACACUGGGGAGAGGCCGUUCACCUGUUCAGAAUGUGAGAAGAGAUUCACUCAGUCAUCCAACCUACGGAGUCCCCAGCGAGUUCACACUGGAGAGAGGCGCUUCACCUACUCAGUCUGUGGGAAGAGAUUCACUCAGGCAUCCAACCUACGGAGACAUCAGCGAGUUCACACUGGGGAGAGGCCGUUCACCUGUUCAGUCUGUGGGAAGAGAUUCACUCGGUCAUCCAACCUACUGGUACAUCAGCGAGUUCACACUGGGGAGAAGCCAUUCACCUGCUCAGAAUGUGGGAAAGGAUUCAGUGAGUUAUCCAACCUACUGGUACAUCAGCGAGUUCACUCUGGGGAGAAGCCAUUCACCUGCUCAGUCUGUGCGAAGGGAUUCACUCGGUCAUCCCAACUACAGAAUCAUCAGCGAGUUCACACUGGGGAGAAGCCAUUCACCUGCUCAGAAUGUGGUAAAGGAUUCAGUGAGUUAUCCAACCUACUGGUACAUCAGCGAGUUCACACUGGGGAGAAGCCAUUCACCUGCUCAGAAUGUGGGAAAGGAUUCAGUGCUUUAUCCAGCCAACUGAGACAUCAGCGAGUUCACACUGGGCAGAAACCGUUCACCUGUUCAGAAUGCGGGAAGAGAUUCACUCAGUCAUCCCACCUGCAGAGUCAUCUGCCAGUUCACACUGGAGAGAAGCCAUUCCCCUGCUCAGAAUGUGGGAAGAGGUUCAGUCACUCACGCUCCCUGCAGAGACACCAGUCAGUUCACACUGGGGAGAAGCCGUUCAUCUGCUUAGUCUGUGGGAAGAGAUUCACUGAGUCAUCCAGAUUACUGGUACAUCAGCGAGUUCACACUGGGGAGAAGCCGUUCAUCUGCUUAGUCUGUGGGAAGAGAUUCAAUAACUCAUCCAGAUUGCUGGAACAUCAGCGAGUUCACACUGGAGAGAGGCCAUUCACCUGCUCAGAAUGUGGGAAGAGAUUCACUCACUCUUCCACACUACAGAGACAUCAGCGAGUUCACACUGGAGAGGAGCCAUUUACCUGCUCUGGGAAAGGAUUCACUCAGUCAUCUGACCUAAUGGCACACCAGCGUGUUCACACUGGGCUGAGGCCGUUCACCUGCUCACAAUGUGGGAAGGGAUUCACUCAGUCAUCCCACCUGCACAGUCACAAACGAGUUCACACUGGGGAGAAGCCAUUCACCUGCUCAGUCUGUGGGAAGGGAUUCACUCAGUCAUCCACACUACAGAGUCAUCAGCGAGUUCACACUGGAGAGAGGCCAUUCACCUGCUCAGAGUGUGGGAAGGGAUUCACUCGGUCAUCCCAACUACUGGCACACCAGCAAGUUCACACUGGGGAGUGGCCUUUCACCUGCUCAGAAUGUGGGAAAGGAUUCACUAAGUCAUCCAGCUUACUGGUACAUCAGCGAGUUCACACAGGGGAGAAGCCAUUCAGCUGCUCAGUGUGUGGGAAGAGAUUCAUUCAGUCAUCUUACCUGCAGAGUCAUCAGCGAGUUCACACAGGGGAGAAGCCGUUCAGCUGCUCAGUGUGUGGGAAGAGAUUCACUCAGUCAUCCCACCUACAGAGUCACCAGCGAGUUCACACCGGGGAGAGGCCGUUCACCUGCUCAGACUGUGGUAAGAGAUUCACUCAGUCUUCCACCCUACAGAGUCAUCAACGAGUUCACACUGGGGAGAGGCCGUUCACUUGCUCAGAAUGUGGGAAGAGAGUCACUGAUUCAUCUGCCCUACAGAAGCAUCAGCGAGUUCAUACUGGGGAGAAGCCGUUCACCUGCUCAGAAUGUGGGAAGAGAUUCACUGAUUCAUCCACCCUACAGAAGCAUCAGCGAGUUCAUACUGGGGAGAAGCCGUUCACCUGCUCAGAAUGUGGGAAGAGAUUCACUCAAUUAUCCAAUCUACAGAGACAUCAUCGAGUUCACACUGGGGAGAAGCCGUUCACCUGCUCAGUCUGUGGGAAGAGAUUCACUGAUCCAUCCACACUACUGAGUCAUCAGCGAGUUCACACUGGGGAGAAGCCAUUCACCUGCUCAGAAUGUGGGAAGGGAUUCACUCGGUCAUCCUACCUACAGAGUCAUCAACAAGUUCACACUGGAGAGAAGCCGUUCACCUGCACAGAAUGUGGGAAGAAAUUCACUUGGUCAUCCACACUACAGAGUCACCAGCGAUUUCACACCGGGGAGAAGUCGUUCAUCUGCUCAGACUGUGGGAAGGGAUUCACUGACUCUUCCACCCUACAGAGACAUCAGCGAGUUCACACUGGGGAGAAGCCAUUCACCUGCUCAGAAUGUGGGAAGGGAUUCACUCAGUCAUCCCACCUACUGGAACACAAGUUAGUUCACACUGGGGAGAAGCCGUUCACCUGCGCAGAAUGUGGGAAGAGAUUCGCUCACUCAUCCAACCUACAUAGUCAUCAGCGAGUUCACACUGGGGAGAAGCCGUUCACCUGCUCAGAAUGUGGGAAGAGAUUCACACACUCUUCCACCCUUCAGAGACAUCAGCGAGUUCACACUGGGGAGAAGCCGUUCACUUGCUCAGAAUGUGGGAAGGCAUUCACUCAGUCAUCCCACCUACUGGCGCACCAGUCAGUUCACACUGGGGAGAGGCUGUUCACCUGCUCAGACUGUGGGAAGGGAUUCACUCAGUCAUCCAACCUACAGAGACAUCAGCAAGUUCACACUGGGGAGAAGCCGUUCACCUGCUCAGACUGUGGGAAGGGAUUCACUUGCUCAUCCACACUAAAGGCACACCAGCGAGUACACACAGGGGUGUGGCCAUUCACCUGCUCUGAAUGUGGGAAGGGAUUCAGUAAGUCAUCUGAUCUACAAAAACACCAGCGAGUUCACACUGGGGAGAGGCCGUUCAUCUGCUCGGACUGUGGGAAGGGAUUCAGUCAUUCAUCCACCCUACACAGUCACCAACGAGUUCACACAGGGGAGAGGCCAUUCACCUGCUCAGAAUGUGGGAAAGGAUUCAGUCAUUCAUCCACCUUACAGAGACAUCAGCGAGUUCACACUGGGGAGAAGCCAUUCACCUGCUCAGAAUGUGGGAGGGGAUUCACUCAGUCAUCUGAUCUACAUAACCACAAGCGAGUUCACACUGGGGAGCGGCCAUUCACCUGCUCAGUCUGUGGGAAGGGAUUCACACAGUCGUCCAAACUAUUGGCACACCAGUCAGUUCACACUGGGGAGCGGCCGUUCACCUGCUCAGACUGUGGGAAAGGAUUCACGCUGUCAUCUAAUCUACUGAGACACCAGCGAGUUCACACUGGGUAGAGGCCGAUCACCUGCUCAGUCUUUGGCAAGAGAUUCUCUCGGCCAUCUCCACCAAAUGUGCAUGAUUGUCAAGUCAAACUUGAGUUUCAGGAAGGUAUCAAGGAAGAGCAAGAAUUCACUCGCAGAGAGGACGGAACCUUCUGCCUGAGGGCGGUUUCUGCCCAGAACAUUUGGGCGGACCCCAGCGUCACAGUGGCAAUCCGAGAGCAGCGUCACAUCCCGCGGUAAAAUGCCGAACUUUAAAUAAUUGUUGAGACUGUUUCAGGGAGAGAAGCACGGCUGUCACUGCGUUUGGGUGAACUCCGCCAUCGGGAUCAUCGCACACAGGCACUUCUUGAAAACGGCGCAAGGCUUAAGAAGAGCUCGCGGACCUUCAAAAGGGUUCACCCAGUUUGGAAUCAUAACGAUCCAGUAGAGAAACGGAGGUGCAUGUCCGAAAUCGUCUCCGAAGUUCGACAGGCAGCCAGUUUUUCACCUGAUCCUAAUGCUAAUGUCACUGCCACUGCCUUAUGACUUAUGACUAACCUUGACUAGACUAAUGACUGACUUACCGCUGGUUAUUUAUGACUACUGACUAAUAAUUAUUAACUGCCACGCUUGCGAAAAUAAAAAUAAAAAAGGAAAAAGAAGGAAAGCUGUUUGGUCAUUGAGUGGAAUC